AUGGACGCGGUGUGCCGGGCCGAGCCCCGGCCCCGCCGGCCCGCCGCCGCCUCCCCGCUGCCCUGGGCCCGCUUCUCCGCCUGGCUCGACUGUGUCUGCGUGGUCACCUUCGACCUGGAGCUGGGCCAGGCUAUGGAGUUGGUGUAUCCUUAUGACUUUAGACUAACAGAGAAAGAGAAAACUAGUAUCUGCUACUUGUCCUUCCCAGACUCCUACUCAGGUGGCCUGGGGGAUACUCAAUUUAGCUUCCGCCUUCGUCAGUCUGGGGGACAGAGGACCACUCAUUACGAGGAUGAUGGCGAGUACAAUAGAGAAGCACCCCUAACGCUGCAGCGGGAGUCGGCUCAUUACUUUGGUUAUGUAUACUUCAGGCAAGUCAAGGACAGCUCGAUGAAGAGAGGUUAUUUUCAGAAGUCUUUAGUGCUGGUGUCACACCUUCCAUACGUGAACUUGUUCCAGUCAUUGCUGCAGCUGAUCGCUCCAGAAUACUUUGACAAGCUGGAGCCAUGCCUGGAGGCAGUGUGCAAUGAGAUUGAUCAGUGGCCGCCUCCUGUGCCAGGACAGACUCUGAACCUUCCAGUGAUGGGAGUUGUCAUUCAGGUGAGAAUCCCAUCAAGGGUGGAUAAGCCAGGAUCAAGCCCAGUGAAGCAGUUCAAUCAAGAGAAUCUGUUACCAGCCCCACUGGUUCUCCCCAGUAUUCAUGAACUGGAUCUCUUCAGGUGUUUCCAGCCAGUGUUAAUUCAUAUCCAGAUGUUGUGGGAGCUGAUGUUACUAGGAGAGCCAAUUGUUGUAAUGGCACCAUCCCCUACAGUUUCUUCAGAAAUGGUUCUGGCGCUUACCAGCUGCCUUGCUCCUCUGAGGUACUGUUGUGACUACCGCCCCUAUUUUACUAUCCACGACAGUGAAUUUAAAGAGUAUACCACCAGGACACAAGCUCCGCCAAACAUUGUUGUAGGAGUCACAAACCCUUUCUUUAUCAAAACUCUCCAGCACUGGCCGCACAUUCUUCGGGUUGGGGAGCUCAGAAUGUCAGGAGACCUGCCCAAGCAAGUUAAGGUGAAGAAGCUAGCUAAACUAAAAACUCUAGACACGAAACCAGGAAUCUAUACUUCUUAUAAAACAUUCCUUCACAAAGACAAAACCCUGAUAAAAAGAUUACUAAAGGGGAUUCAGCGGAAACGCCCAUCUGAAGUCCAAAGUGCCCUUUUGAGGCGUCACCUCCUGGAGCUCACCCAGAGUUUCAUUAUUCCCCUGGAGCAUUAUAUUGCAAGUCUGAUGCCUCUGCAGAGGGCCAUUACUCCAUGGAAGAAUCCUCCACAGAUUCGUCCUUUCCGUCAGGAAGAUUUCAUGAAGACCCUUGAGCAUGCUGGUCCCCAACUUACCUGUGUACUUAAGGGUGACUGGUUAGGCCUCUACAGGCGUUUCUUCAAGUCUCCCAACUUUGAUGGCUGGUACCGUCAGAGGCACAAGGAGAUGACCCAGAAGCUGGAGGCCCUUCAUUUGGAGGCGAUCUGUGAAGCGAACAUUGUGGCCUGGAUGAAGGACAAGUCUGAGGUGGAGAUUGUAGACCUGGUGCUAAAACUUCGUGAGAAGCUGGUGAGAGCCAGGUGCCAGCACCUCCCUGUGAAGGAAGAAACUCUGCAGCGUGUGGGCCUGUAUAUUGAGACCAUCAUUGGCUCCUUGCCGGAGGAUCUCCAGGCUGUGCUGCACCACCACUGAGCGCGGUGAAGGGACUCUGUCGGAGAAGGAAGGGCCCUCCCACCCUGCUCCGAGCUGUCGGCACCUGCAGUUGCGUUCGGAGAGGAAAGUUCUUCCCUGAUCCAGCCAGCGUGACCUGAUCUGGACCUGGCUCACAACUGUGUCUGAUCUCGAGCACGUGAGCCUGUGGGUCGGAACUGUAGCAGAAAUGGGGAACUGCGUGUGCUGUUCUCUGUCUAGUCCUGCUUUGAGGGGCUGGAUUAGGGGACUGUAAAUGAGAAAUUGUUCCCUGUGUGGCUGUUAGUAGGUCAGAAAGUGUCAGCCAGGCUUCCAGCAGCAUGUGAUAGGCUGUGCAAAACAUGUAGUGCCCAUAUAUCCAUCUUUGUCUAGUGCUUGGGCUCUCAAAAUUCCAGUGCCGUCAUCCUGCCUGGAAGAAGCAGGACCAGCCCUGCAGGGGGGACUUGCUUUCAGGACAGCUCCUGAUGAUAAUGAGAGAGAUGCUAGUCCCCCACAUACAAAUGAUGUGAAAAAAUUGUCACUGCCCAUUCAGCAGCCUGACUCAUGCCGGCAAGAGCUUCAGCUGUCAUGGGAGUGGGAGGAGGAAUUGCUGGACGUGGAAUGCUGCUGUUUUUUCUCCAAGGCAGAGACAGAGAAGAAGAAGGGGCUGGUGCAUCUGCAAGGAACAGAGCUCUCCAGGGAUCACGGCGGGGUGCUGUGUGAAUGGCAAUAGCUGCUGGAGCUCCACAGAGAGGAGCUGGCCUCCAAAUGUAAUUUAUUCUGCUUGAAAAAUCAAGUUUGUGUGCUCUAAUAACAUACAAGAGAGCUGGAGCUCUGCCUUGGGCAAUGAGAUAUCUAAUGUGGUCAGCCCACUUGCCCAUAAAACAUGUCGGAGAAUCUGAUUUUUACAGGCUGUGUCAGCCUUGCCAAGUGGGGGCUCACAGAGCGGCCCGUGCGUGGGCCCCGCUGUGAGAGGUGCGUGCUCGCCCUGUGCUGAGGUCAGUGGGGAGCAACCUCUCCAGCUCUCACCACAGUUUGUUCUUACCACAACCCAGCUUCCAGCUCGGUCAUUCUGCUCCCGUUCACCUCUUGGGAAAGAGAGAGAGACGUGUGUGGGUGCUGCUGGGCUGAAUGUAGGAAAGACUUGAGGCUCUGCUACCGGCUUUGGAGGCAGUUGCCCUCUGCCUCAGACAGCAGUCUUUCUGCCAGCUGCCUUGGAAAUGGAUUUACUGUAAUCCCAGGGUUGAUUGCUGCUACUGUAACUGCAUUUCACCAUCUGCCAGUCUGGCCAAGGCCUGAAUGUUUGCCUAAAGAACGGGUUGUAGGAUGGGUCUGGCAGCCUGACGCACUCCUGUUCUGUAAGGAGCGCUGGAGCGUACCUUUGCACGUGGCAGGAGCGUUCGGCAUUUCAGCCGAGACCUGCACAAAGCUGUCGGCAGUGCCCAGUGCUCACGGGGUGGAAGCUGUGCUGUUUCACUAGCAGUCUCUGCCCGUUGCUGCGCUGCCUCGGGGCUGGGGAGAUGUCAGUGAGGCUCAGAGGUGGCCGAACCCUUCCUGCGUUUUCCCCUCCAGAGCCAGGCACGGACAGUGCAGGAACAGCAGCAGGCUGCUUGGUUUUCCACUGCCUCCAGCCUGGAAGCGGCCAAGCGAGGAGACGUGGCCAUACCUCCCCCUAGUAACGAAUUCUGUACAAUACUCCUUAGUGGCAGCCCUGCCUGUACAGUGUAUAUUCUGUAUAUAGAGUUCGUGUGUGCGUCCGUGCAAUAGCUCUGCAGUGACUGUGGUGGACCGAAGCACUAAUGUA
This is a messenger RNA of Gymnogyps californianus (California condor), 3499 nucleotides long. It is a transcript of the gene DENND6B, whose product is annotated as DENN domain containing 6B. The record is from RefSeq and is a predicted model, not a curated record. NCBI's taxonomy places the organism in Eukaryota, Metazoa, Chordata, Aves, Accipitriformes, Cathartidae. Gene Ontology annotation, cellular component: recycling endosome. The transcript has 20 exons. Gene Ontology annotation, molecular function: guanyl-nucleotide exchange factor activity. Bases 1 to 1719 code for a protein of 572 amino acids.